Messenger RNA from Amoebophrya sp. A25, 2997 nucleotides. The record is from the annotation of a GenBank genome assembly. Lineage: Eukaryota; Dinophyceae; Syndiniales; Amoebophryaceae.
GUUCAUUCGUUGGAUCUUGAGCCAGUAAUGACCAUUGACCAACAGUUCUAGUUUUUUAUCAAUUGGUUUGAUAUUGAUAUCGAUUUGUUAGUAAAUUCUGGUUUGUAAUUGUGAAUAUGAAAGAACAAGACUAAUGAACGAAUUUGAUGAAUUUCAUUCAUUGGAUUUUAGCACGAAAAACAAAAAUUCUAAGCAGGCCAAAGACAAGCAAAGUUGUACUUAUGAUCAAUUACAACCAAUCACGUAGUACUACCUGUGGAAAAGUGAUUUCAUGUCGAGCUUGACGAUAGAUCGUCGUCCAUGAUCUUCGUAUAUUUCACCGCAUUGUCGUGGUAUUCAUAUUGCUAUAUUUUUUCGAAAAAGCCAAAACGUCACUCACAUGAGAAUGGCGUUGCAACGUCCGUGAUUCUUCACUCUUGAAGGGGGUGCUACAAGAACAAGGUGGAUCGAGAACAACCUCGUCUAGCACCGCAUGGCAAGGUUUCCUGCCAUGGUGCCACCUCGCAAGAGGACUACGACGACGACCACUUACAAAAUUAUAAACUGAAUUUUUGUCUUCGACUUCGGGGAGAGUAGAAGAAGCGACGACGGAGAUAGUGAAGUACUAGGAGACGGUGGCAGAUUCUUCUUGUUCUCGUCUUCUACAACAUUGAAAAAGCCUGCGAUUUUCCGUAUUAAGAGCAAAAGAAGAAGAUUCUGCUUCUGCAGAAGGCGUGCGAUACCGCAGGAGAAGCUUGAGGGGCUCAAGCCUAUUCUUCAAGUACAAGUGGUUUGUUUCAUCUUCAGGAUUAGAAGAUACAUUUUGGAUCCAUCAGGAACAAUAUGGCAGGCAAGAUGAUGGACGACGAGUCGCUCAUGAGUGACACAAGUAGGACGACGGUGCCGUCCACGCCGUCCUCCAAUGGAAGUGAUGACGUAGAUUUUUCGUUUGCAAUCUCUACUCCUGAACUAAAGAUCAAGGAGGUGAUGAGGAGCCCGAGCAGUGGAUACAUGAUGCAGCGGGCACCCUGUGCAGCACGCAAGAAAAAUGCGGAGCAUGAUCACGGUGGACCGUUCUUUCCGCAUUGGUUUCCCUCGGUUGCGGGGGACACAAACUAUGGAACCCGUUCAGAAGAAAUGCGGAAGCUACCGCAGCAACGCCAGAAACGUCAAAAGUUCAACAAGACAUCCUUCUGUGUCUCGUCCGACGAGCAACGCGACCGCUCGACUGGGUUCCCGAUCUGCCUGCCGCCAGGUCAGAUUCGCAGUGGCCGCACGCUGCGAGGGAAGAUGGGGUACUUAGUUCGGCUGCCCGCAGACUUCGAUCCUACGAAAAAAUAUCCUCUCCUCGUCUAUUUCCACGGAGGAGAGGCCGCAGCCGACGUUUCGCUUCCCGAUGAAGUACGGCAAAAAGGUCACGACCCGGACGAUCCGUGGAACCUGGUGAACGCAAAUAUUCUGGCCUUCGAGAAGGGUUGCAUCUUUCCUCUCGUCGCAGGUGGUACAAACGGGUUUGCGUCUUCGGCCGACGAUACUAUCGACCUCGCGAUGCAGGAGAAAGCCAAAUGCGGGAAUAAGAGAAUAAAUAGCCUAAGCUGUUGUAAGGCACUCGCGGAAGAACAACUUCAGAGCAAGAACCAUGCCACGGAAAUGGAGAAGGACAACUUGCCUUUGGCCGGCGACUGUGUCAUGGUAGCACCACACGUGAAGCACGGGCAGCUGGAUGACGAUAAUGGUUGGUGGCAGUGGAAUUAUCCUGACGCGGUGGAAAAUACCUUGGAUUUGAUGGAUCUCUUGAUCAACAAGGGGGUCAGCGUGCGGCUGACGCCUCCAACGCGGGAAAGCAAGCGAAAGUCGGCAUGUCGACGACGAAAAGAUGAAUUUGUCGAUUACAAUGUAUUUUCUGGGAGGGAAACCGAUGAUUUUGAAACUGGUGCCCAUACCAGUGAUGCUGGGAGCGAGCAGUUCCAGUUGAGGCACAAAAUUCAGAUAGACUCAAAACGAAUUUUCUUGACGGGAAAAAGUGCCGGAGGGACUGGGUGCAUCUCCACCGCGUUGGCCAUUAAUGGCUACGACCAGGUUGGCUGGCCGAAUAAAUUCUGCAACUACCACAAAACCCUGUGUAGAAGAUGGAAGGUUGCUGGGAUAAUCGCUGUUUGUCCCAAGUUCGGGCGUAACGACGCAGAUGUACACCAGCUAUCCCACCGGGGAGCUUGCGACUCGCCACAACCGUCGCCCGAGCAGCACGAGCUCGACCGUUGGCUAGGAAAACCCUACUACCCGCCGCUGGACCCCGAGUCCUUUAUGGAGGUGGACGACGCGAGUCGUGGCUGCGUCCUAGGACAAAGGAAAGCGCCGCUCAAUUGCAGCGGUAACACGACUGCAGCGACACAACCGGGGUCCGACGACGACGACGACGACGAUCACACCAAUGGCGUCGCCGUGCCUAAAAGCGCGGGAGGCAAGUACACAAGCGACGACGCUACGCGACGAAUUCAGUUCCUGUUGCGAUUGAGGAUCCCUGUUUGGGUUUUUGUCGCUGAAGGAGACAAAUGGCACGCAGAGGUUUACGCGGACCACUUUUUUGAUACGUGUACAGCGGCUUUGGUUGAGAAGAAAUUGGAUUCUGCUGCUGUAGAAGUGUCCAAAGCCACAAAGGAGCAAAUGCACGACAACAUCCCGGUGGAUUAUCAGUACUUGCGUGUAACCACGGAGGACUUUUCUGGCCGAGCCGACGCAAAGCGUGUACAAGAGAUUCGUCUAGCGUCAACCGGAGAAACGCGUGUGCGCUAUACGAGAUACUACAAGGAGUGCAAUUAUGGACACGCAAGCUGGCUUGGCGCCUAUCAGGAUCGAGGCAUUCGUGACUGGUUUACAUCAUCGGCGCGCCUGGGCACUGGCUACGCUGGUGAGAUGCUAGAGGACACCGGUGACUGGCGUUUUUUCCAAGCUUUUUCGUGCUGCGAGGACGAGCAUGAGUACCAGCCGACUACGAAAAAGUCGAAAUCAAAGCGUUGA